Molecule: messenger RNA, 2213 nt
Organism: Argentina anserina (silverweed cinquefoil)
Lineage: Eukaryota; Viridiplantae; Streptophyta; Magnoliopsida; Rosales; Rosaceae
Product: molybdenum cofactor sulfurase
Exons: 1
Coding region: 149-2098 (649 amino acids)
Source: RefSeq, a predicted model, not a curated record
CACUCAAUACAUGACAAAGAAAAACGUCUACAAUUAUCUAAUCAAUAUAAACCAUACGCUGCUAGAUGAUGAUUGAACCAAAGCAAAGACACCAGCACGAAAUACUACUUAUCAAGUAUUGUUGAAAGCCAAGAGGAGAGAAAAAAAAAUGCAGUCACCAUGCCUAAAAGAGGUCACAGAAGUAUGCCUCAGUGGCUGCUGCUGCUCCUGCUCCUCCCACUUAUUCAAGUCCACGGCGUCUCACCACACCGCCUCAAAGUCUGAAAGCACUUCUUUGGCUUGUCGCCGUGACUUUGCAACCAAAACUUCAUCAUCUAUCUUCCCAAACACCCAGUUCACCAACCACGAGUCUAUUCCAUCCUUGCAGAAGUCCUUCUCUGACUUCACCAAGGCUUAUCCGAGAUACUAUGAGACAGCAAAAGUCGACCAAAUACGAGCUCAGGAGUACUGCCAUCUCUCACAAUCCAAUCACACCUGCCUUGAUUAUAUAGGAAUCGGUCUCUUCUCCUCUUCCCAGCUGCACAAACAGGAAUCAUCAAAACAAAUGGUACCAUCUUCAUCCACUUCUCUACUUCCAUCACCUCCACAAUAUUCAGAUUACCCUUUCUUCAGUAUAUCCUACAAGACUGCAAAUCUCAAGAUGGAGCUUCUUCAUGGUGGCCAUGAAUCAGAGCUGGAAUCUGCAAUCAGAAGAAGAAUCAUGAGCUUUCUUAACAUUUCAGAAAAUGAUUACAGCAUGGUUUUCACCGCCAACAGAACAUCGGCUUUCAAACUUGUUGCAGAGUCUUACCCGUACAAAACUAGUAGAAAGCUUCUGUCAGUUUAUGACUAUGAGAGUGAAGCAGUCGAAUCAAUGAUUAACAGCUCGGAAAAGAGAGGCGCCCAGGUCAUGUCAGCCGAGUUUUCAUGGCCAAGGUUGAGGAUUCAGUCGGAAAAAUUGAGGAAGAUGAUAGAGAGUAAGAAGAACAAGAAGAAGAAAAGAGGGCUUUUUGUCUUCCCAGUGCAUUCCAGAGUUACAGGUUCCAGAUAUCCUUAUAUAUGGAUGACAAUAGCGCAGGAGAAUGGGUGGCAUGUCUUAGUUGAUGCUUGUGCCUUGGGACCAAAAGAUAUGGACAGCUUCGGCCUCUCUCUUUUUCAACCAGAUUUCCUCAUUUCUUCUUUCUACAAGGUUUAUGGGGAAAACCCAUCUGGCUUUGCAUGCCUCUUUGUCAAGAAAUCUGCUAUUACGGUCCUGGAAGCCUCUAUGAGUACAGGAAUUGUAAACCUUGUCCCAACACAGGAAUUUCUUCAAACAGGAGAAGAGUCCUCUGGUACUGACAUAGAAGUUGAAGAGGUAUCCAAACUUCGUUUGCAACAAGAUAUAUCAGAUAUAUCACGUUCUUUCUCCGGUUUGAUAUCAAAGCAUAGUCGGCAGGGAACACCUGCGAAAACAUUAGAACAAGGAGAACUCUCCGACAGUGUGGAAGAAGGUGCAUACUCAGGAGAACUGGAAAUUUCAGGAGAAUCCGAGAGGCUUGCCAACAACAGAAAAAAUGGGAAUCAAGAGGUUGUAUGCAGGAGCUUGGAUCAAGUGGAUUCUCUGGGGCUAGUACUGAUCACUAACAGGGCGAGGUACCUGAUCAAUUGGCUAGUGAGUUCCUUGAGAAAGCUUAAGCAUCCCAACUCAGAGGGAGUUCCUUUGGUCAAAAUUUACGGACCAAAGAUCAAAUAUGAUAGGGGACCAGCUCUGGCAUUCAAUGUAUUUGAUUGGAAGGGAGAAAAGGUCGAGCCUGUUCUUGUCCAGAAACUGGCUGAUAGAAACAGCAUUUCUCUUAGCUAUGGAUUCUUACACCAUAUCUGGUUCUCGGAUAAGUAUGCUGUAGAGAAAGGACGAGUCCUUGAGAGAAAAGAUAAUGCAGCAAAGGAAAUAGCUGCAAACAAGUUGAAGGCAAAGUCUGGUCCAGGAAUCAGUGUGGUCACAGCUGCACUUGGGUUCCUAUCAAAUUUUGAAGACACAUACCGGCUUUGGGCCUUUGUUGCACAGUUCCUAGACGCGGAUUUUGUGGAGAAGGAGAGAUGGAGAUAUACAGCUCUUAAUCAGAAAACCAUUGAAGUAUAAAUUAUAUAUGUUUAUUUUAAUUGAUCAAAAGUAUAGAAAAACAUUCUUGCAGACUUCUGUACAUUUGGAAUUUAAAGUCACAGGAAAACAGAUAUACCAUCAUUCAUCAUUUCAG